AUGGUGGACCAGCAGCUAGGGGAGCAGCAGACAGGGGAGCCGCAGACAGGGGAGCAGGAGCUGUGGGGAAUCAGAGAUGGUGGUCGUGUGUUGGCUUCUGGGACGAUCACUGCGCCACUGCGUCGCUCCACUCGCAUCACCCGUGGUAUCCCGCCUCUUAAAAUCUCUCUCGCCGUCGUAGUGCUCUCCAUAAUAUUCCUUCAGUAUUCUCGUGUUCAUUUCUUCGUGUGUGCGACGACCGACGAGUGCAUAAGCGACACGCAGGUGUGCGACGGGUCGCCCGACUGCAGCGACGUGGACGCGCCUUCCGACGAGGACGCCGCGUUCUGCGCGACGUACGAUUGCCCCACCGGAUGGAGCAAGUGCGACGAUGGCGUGCAAUGCUACGAGGAUAGUCGCAUGUGCGACGGUACGCGCGACUGUAACGAUGGGAGCGACGAGGAGGGUUGUGACGCUGAUGAGGGUGGCACGACCCCUGAUACGGGGACAGCUGAUACGGGAACGACUGAUACGGAAACGACAGAUACGGGAACGACUGAUUCGGGGACGGCUGAUACGGGAACAACUAAUACGGAAACGACUGAUACGGGAACGACUGAUUCGGGGACGGCUGAUUCGGGGACGGCUGAUUCGGGAACGACUGAUUCGGGGACGGCUGAUUCGGGAACGGAUGAUUCCGGGACGGCUGAUUCAGGAACGGCUGAUACGGGAACAGAUGAUACGGGAACGGAUGAUACGGGAACAGAUGAUUCGGGAACGGAUGAUACGGGAACGGCUGAUACGGGAACAGAUGAUACGGGAACAGCUGAUACGGGAACAGAUGAUACGGGAACGGCUGAUACGGGAACAGAUGACACAACAGCACCAGUUGAUGAAACUGGAACUGGCGAAGGAACAUCGACGGAUGGGAGCCUUCCGGCAGAUGAAACUCCUCCUGGAGAUGAAACCGCAAACACAGGAGAUGCAACUCCACCACCUCCGCCGGCGAACGAAGACACGACCCCCCCAGAAGAUGUAGCUCCACCUCCGCCGCCAGCUGACGUGGACAAUCCAGGUGGAGAUGAAACCCCUGGUGGUGCUUCACCAGUGGAGAUGAGGGAGGAAGCGGAGAGGAGGGGGGGAGUGGAGAGGAUGGGGGAAGCGGAGAGGGAGGGGGGAAGCGGCGAGGAGGGGGGAAGCGGCGAGGAGGAGGGAAGCGGCGAGGAGGGGGAAAGCGGCGAGGAGGGGGGAAGUGGCGAGGAGGAGGGAAGUGGCGAGGAGGGGGGAAGCGGUGAGGAGGGGGGAAGCGGCGAGGAGGGCGGUGAGGGAGGAGGUGAAGAGGGAGGAGAGGAGGGAGGGGAGAGUGGAGAAGGAGAGUCAGGAGAUGGUGAGGGAGAUGGAACAGAAGAGGGUGGUGAUGGGGAGGGGGAGGACUCAGAGGAUGAAGAGUCGGGUGAAUCUGAAGAAGAACCUGAGACGCCGCCACCCCCCCCACCUCCACCUGAGAAGCAGCUCUCCCCUCUGGAGCAGAAAAAGCGGGAGUAUCAGAAGGCUGCUCAGGCAGCCGAGGCUGCAAAAACCGAUGCUGAAAAGGCGAAUGCGAUUGCGCAGCAGAGGGAGAAAGACGCAGAGGCCGCUCAAGCACGGGCAGACAAAAAAGCAAGAGAAGCCAAAAGUUCAAGAGGCGGGGCGAGUGGGAAGAAGAGGCGGGAGGAGGCGAAGCAAGCGCAGAAAGAGGCAGAUGCUGCAAGGGCCAGAGCGGACCAGGCGAGAGAGGAGGCAGAUGCAAAGGAGGAAGCGGCUGGGGAGGCUGCUAAUGCAGUGGAGGAGAAGCGGCAAGAGCUUGUGAACGAAGCAGAGAGGAGCAAACCGGAGCUAGAAGAUAAGAAGAGGCGGGGGACGGCCCGAAAGGACGCGGCUCGAGCCGAGCGCGAUGCGGCUAAGGAGAAAAAGGAGGAGAAGAAGAGGACGUUCAGAGAGAGGGUGACUGCGGCCCGGCUAGCCCAGAUGGCUGAAAAGGCCAGUGCUGCCGCGGCUGCUGCAGCAGAGAAGCAGGCUGCAGCAGAUAAAGCGCUGGAGGAUAAGCGUGAGGCGGAUGCUGAGGUGGACCGGCUGGUUUCAGCUAAGAGUCAGGCGGAGGAGGUAGUGAGAGAGGCUGGGGAAGCGCAGGCGGCGGCGGAAGCGGCGGCUCGAGAGGCGGUGGACGCCGGUGAUGAGGGGUUGAGUGCGGUGAAGUGGGCGGAAGCCGCGGAUGCGCUGGGGUUGAAGUGGGUGAAGCAGGCGGAGGUGGAGAGAGUGAAGAGGGAGUUGGUUGCGGCUAAGGCGGCAGCUAAGCUAGCUGCCAAAGAGGCUGCGGUGAGGCAGCAGGCGGCUGCUCGGGCGGCGAGUGAGGCACAGAAAGUGGGUGGCAAAGUGGGUGGGGGCGGUGCGGGUGGUGGCACUGGUGGUGAUGCUGGCGGUGACGCUGGUGAUGGUGAUGCUAGUGGUGAUAGUGGUGGUGAUGGUGGCGGUGAUGGUGGCGGUGAUGCUGGCGCUGAUACGCGCUCGUCCGGGCGCCUUCCUGCUGCCCGCAGCUCUCAUUUCCCCUUGCCCUCCGUUCCCCCGUGCUCGUUCCUCCGCAGGUGGCGGCUCAACUCAACUGCGGUGACCUGGUACGCCCCCCACCCUGCUCCCUCUCUGCUCCCUCCCGGCUCCCUCCCGUCUCCCUCCCGGCUCCCUCUCGGCUCGCUCUCUCUCGGCUCCCUCCCUCUCUGCUCCCUCUCUGCUCCCUCUCUGCUCCCUCUCUGCUCUCUCCACUCCUCGCUACUCCCCGCCCUGCUGCUCCCCUCCUGUCCCUUCCACACGUUCCCUCUUCCCCGUUUCCCCCAUCGCCACCACUCCUCUCUCCUGUCUCGUGCACUGCCUCACUCUCACAAGCUGUGUGACGGGACGGCCGACUGCAAGGACAAGAGCGACGAGGCCGCGUGGUACUGCAACCCGCUUGACUGCACCGACCCCGACACCACCGUGGAGUGCGUGGGCACCGACUAUUGCGUGAAGCCCUCUCAGGUGUGCGACGGCAUCAUGCAGUGCCCGGGCGCCAUCGACGAGUCCCCCGGCUUCUGUCUCGACCACCGCAGCUCGGACUGCGAUUACGACCAGCUCAAAUGCACCGCCACCUCCGCGUGCAUCAAGGGGUACAUGUGUGACGGCGUGCCCAACUGCCCUAAGGUGAAGAACGCGAGUGGAGUGUUGAUAGCACCGGACGAGGACUCCAAGUUUUGCGUGGUGGAGUGCGUGGGCACCGACUAUUGCGUGAAGCCCUCUCAGGUGUGCGAUGGAAUCAAGCAGUGCCCAGGUGCCAUCGACGAGUCCCCUGGCUUCUGUCUCGACUACCGCAGCUCCGACUGCAACGAGGACCAGCUCAAAUGCACCACCACCUCAGCCUGCAUCAAGGGGUACAUGUGCGACGGCGUGCCCAACUGCCCCAAGGUGAAGAACGCGAGUGGAGUGCUGAUAGCUCCAGACGAGGACUCCAAGUAUUGCGUGGCUUAUGAGUGUUUGGACGGGUUUCAGAAGUGCGGCGACGGGAAGCAGUGCGUGCGCAUAGAGGCUUUCUGCGACGGCAAAAAGGACUGCCUUGAUGGGACCGAUGAGGUCGACUGUGCUUCCACGGACACGGGCAGCUCGGGCAACACCGGAACAACCGGCAGCAACAGCAGCACUGGCACCACGGGCAGCACGGGAAACUUUGGCAGCACAGGCCCUUCAGGAGGCAGCUCGAGCGUGCAGCAACUAAAGGCCCAGUACCAGGCAGCAGUCACUGCUCAAGGCAAGGCCAAAAAGGCUACUGAUGCCGCGAAUGCCAAGGCGGGACGGCUGGAGAAAGAGGCGAAGGCUGCUGGGCUUCAAGCAGACAAGUUGCAGCGGAAGGCAGACGCCGCGGUGGCUUUGGCCGAGAAGAAGACAGAGGCUGCUAGGCAGGCUAGUGAGGUGGCUGCAGCGAAACAGGCUGCCGCUGCUGCUGCGGAAACAGACGCUGAGAGCAAGGAGCAGGCGUAUGAGAGCGCGAAAGACACGGCGAAUCAGCUGCGGGCGCAGCUGAAGGGGACUGGCAAGGCGCCGAAGGCAGGGAGCUUGAAGGCCGGGAGCUUGAAGGCCGGGAGCUUGAAGGCCGGGAGCUUGAAGGCAAGGGGCUCCGUGGCUCCUGCUGGAUAA
Messenger RNA from Closterium sp. Yama58-4, 4176 nucleotides. NCBI's taxonomy places the organism in Eukaryota, Viridiplantae, Streptophyta, Zygnematophyceae, Desmidiales, Closteriaceae. The record is from the annotation of a GenBank genome assembly.